AUGGCCAUAUCUCACGCCAAGCCUUUGCUUCUUCUCCUUGUGUCACUCUUUUUCUUACCUGCUUUGAGCAGCCCCAGAUUCGAAAAUUGCUUUCCUGAUCGUCAGUAUCCCAUUGAGGUCAAGACUGUGGUGGUCUCCCCAUACCCGGUUCAGCGUAAAUCUAAUGGAAACAUUACGAUAACCGGUUAUACAAGCAAAGUCAUCCCUGAUGGAAUAACUGUAACUCUCCGCCUUACCUCAGUACUGCCUUAUUACUCUAGAAGACAUUUCCACCUCUGUAAUAUAACGUCAUGCCCUGUUGCACCUGGCCCCAUUGUGCUUAAAUUUCCGCCCAUAUUCACUGUUCAAGAAUUAAGAAGAGCUAUCCGCGAGGUGGUCCUCCGUCUUCGUGGUUUGGGGAUCUUAGUGGAGGUAGAGUGUGGCAUUUCGGCUCCUCCUUCAGAUGUGGUGCUCUGGUCUUUGCUCUGGGAGGUCGUGGCUGAAGUUUCCGUCAGAUCUGAACGGUGUGGUGGUUCGGAGGCUUUGAGGACGAGUUUCCGCCGUCGAUUUGUUCAAGGAGGUGGGGUUUUCGGCUGCUUUGAUCUCGUCAGGGCAGCGACGGCGUGGUCUCCGGUGUACCGGAGAGUGGCUCAUUCCGUCGUCUCUCUCGUUCCUUUCUCGCCGGCGGCUGUUGUUGGGCGGUGGUCGACAGUGGUGGGAUCUCACAGUGACGACUGUGGUUUCUCUGCUCAGAUUUGGCCUUCCGUGUGGCUCUUUCAGCUUCUGCUGGUUCCUUUUGCUUCUCGGGUUCGUAGAUUGGCUCAAGCUCUGAUAGGGGAUGACUCCGUUAAAGCUUAA
Messenger RNA from Microthlaspi erraticum, 837 nucleotides. NCBI's taxonomy places the organism in Eukaryota, Viridiplantae, Streptophyta, Magnoliopsida, Brassicales, Brassicaceae. The record is from the annotation of a GenBank genome assembly.